AUGGUUAACGGAAAUACCGCUUGUAGAAAGCUCGGGAGUCGUGGCGGUGCAGGAGGUUACAUCUCUGGUACAAUCCGACUUCCAAAGCAGAUAACCGCUUUUGCGACGAUAGGAGGUCAUGGAUUAUUUCAUUCUACAAGUAUAUACGAUAAUUUUAACGUUGAUGAAAUGAUUCCUGGCGGUUAUGGCGGAGGUGGUUAUUCAUUUAACUACUAUAGCGUUAAUUACUUGAGUUCUGCAAGCGGCGGUGGUCAAACCACUGUCAAAUUUUUAGAAAAUGACCUCUGGCAUCGCGUGAUUGUGAGCGGCGGUGGAGGAGGGUCAGACAACGUGCAUCCUUAUAUCAAUGAAUAUGGUACCACCGAUGAUGGAUCUGGUGGUUCUGGUGGCGGACUCAUUGCUCAAGGUUUUUGGAUUAAUGGAAUUUAUAAUUCGAGUUAUUUAGCGAACUCCACUUCGGGUUUCACUUUUGGCUCAGGGGAAUCUGCACAAGAAUUUGGAUCAAUAAGUGAUAUUGGGGUUCGGGAAGGUUUUGGUGGAACUGACAGGUCAGGUGCAGGAAGUGGGUGGUUUGGUGGUUUUGCAAGUCAUAAUGGAAAUGGAGGUUCGGGAGGAGGAAGUUCGUGGGUUUUGUCAGAAGAUGCAGAUAUCCCAGAUGGAAAUAUUGCAGCGAAAGGACCUUUCUUCAACAUAACAGAUGAACGUCCAUACUUCUUCAGAAAAACGGAUGGAUAUCUUUUCUAUGACAUUGUUAACAUCCCAGGUGUUUGGGAAGGCAACGGUAAACUUGUCAUUACUAUAUUAGACAAACUAUCUCUUCCUUCUUGUUUCUCUGUUUGUUAUCUACAUUUCUCAUAUCAUCUUUUAUUUGUUCUUUUCAUUGAUUCUCCUUCAAACUAA
This is a messenger RNA of Trichomonas vaginalis G3, 900 nucleotides long. RefSeq names its product glycine-rich protein family. NCBI's taxonomy places the organism in Eukaryota, Parabasalia, Trichomonadida, Trichomonadidae. The record is from RefSeq and is a predicted model, not a curated record. The coding region runs from base 1 to 900 and encodes 299 amino acids. The transcript has a single exon.